Syngnathus typhle (broad-nosed pipefish) is the source of this 4898-nucleotide messenger RNA. RefSeq lists its product as uncharacterized. Gene Ontology annotation, molecular function: nucleic acid binding. Lineage: Eukaryota; Metazoa; Chordata; Actinopteri; Syngnathiformes; Syngnathidae. The record is from RefSeq and is a predicted model, not a curated record. Gene Ontology annotation, biological process: DNA integration. The transcript has 2 exons. Bases 816 to 2030 code for a protein of 404 amino acids.
CGUGGGUGUUGGGGCGGUGCUGUCCCAACGCAGCUGCCAGGACGAUCGCCUCCACCCGUGCGCCUUUUUUUCUCGCCGCUUGUCGGCCUCGGAGCGGAACUAUGACAUUGGCAACCGGGAGCUCCUCGCCAUCAAGUUGGCCUUGGAGGAGUGGCGGCAUUGGCUGGAGGGCGCCACCACGCCGUUCAUCGUCUGGACCGACCACCGUAACCUGGAGUACCUGAGAUCGGCCAAGAGGCUGAACGCGAGGCAAGCAUGGUGGGCUCUGUUCUUUGACCGGUUUGAGUUCUCUCUCUCCUACAGGCCGGGUUCCGCGAAGGCGGAUGCCCUGUCGCGUUCGUUUCCUGGCGGGGAGGAGGGACGGGGUACGCCUCCCACUAUUCUCCCGAGCUCGGUGCGGGUGGCGGCGCUGUCAUGGGAGAUUGAACGCCAAGUGGAAGCCGCAUCAUGCGAUCAACCCGGCCCCAGCAACUGCCCGGAAGGUCGCCUGUUCGUCCCUGAGGGCCUGCGCUCGUCCGUACUGCAAUGGGCACACGACUCACGCCUGGUCUGUGAUCCCGGAGCUGCGCGCACGAGGUACGUGGUGGCGCAGCGUUUCUGGUGGCCGACCUGGCAAGUGGACACCGGCGAUUACGUCAGAGCCUGCUCAAUAUGUAACCGCUGUAAGACCUCUACUCAUCCUCCGGCCGGGCUACUCCAACCCUUGCCGAUUCCCCGGCGUCCCUGGUCUCACCUAAACCAUCGACUUUGUCACGGGCCUUCCCCCCUCGGAGGGGAACACGGUGGUCCUCACGGUGGUGGACCGGUUCAGCAAAAUGACGCACUUCAUUCCUCUGCCUAAGCUUCCGUCCGCGAAGCAGACUGCGUCCAUUAUGGUGCGGGAGGUGUUUCGUCACCACGGCCUCCCACAGGACAUCGUGUCGGACCGUGGCCCGCAGUUCGCGUCCACCUUCUGGGCGGAGUUCUGCCGACUCCUCGGCGCUACGGCCAGCCUCUCGUCGGGGUUGCACCCUCAGUCCAAUGGUCAAGCGGAGCGUCUGAACCAGGAGCUGGGCAGGUCCCUCCGAUGCAUGGCCGCCGGGGAGCAGCGUGGGUGGGUCCAACAGCUUCCUUGGGUGGAGUACGCCCACAAUUCCCUCCCCAGCUCGGCUACGGGACUGUCGCCCUUCCACUGCGUCUUCGGGUACCAGCCACCCUUGUUCGCCCACCAGGAACGUGACACGGCGUGCCCGUCGGCCCAGGCUUGUGUCCGCCGUUGUCGUCGUGCCUGGGCGAGGGCCCGGACCGCUCUUCUCCGCUCUGUUUCAGGCUACGCCCGCCAGGCAAACAAGCGCCGAUCGCCGGCUCCGGAGUACAGAGUGGGCCAGCGGGUGUGGCUCUCGACGCAGGAUUUGCCGCAGCGAACGAAAUCCCGCAUGCUGGCGCCGCGCUUUGUUGGACCGUUUCCCAUCCAGAAGGUGAUCAGCCCGUCCGCCGUCCGUCUCCUCUUUCCGGAGUCCAUGAAGGUACACCCCACGUUCCAUGUGUCCCGUGUGUCUUUGAGAGCGCAUUGGCGCCGGCGCCCGUGCCGCCGCCGCCGCCCCAGCUCGUCGAGGGGGGCCCGGCUUACGCCGUCCGCUCCCUGCUCCGAUCGCGGCGGAGCGGUCGUGGCUUCCAAUACCUGGUGGAUUGGGAGGGCUAUGACGACGCCCACCGCUCCUGGGUCCCGAGCCGCUGGAUCCUCGACCGUUCGCUCAUCACGGAGUUCCAUCGCUGUCACCCGGACCAACCGGGCCCCCGGCGCGGACGGCCGAGGGCGGUUGAGGGGCCCAGGGGUAAGGGCCCGAGGCGGCCUUGUCCACCGGUGCCGUAGUCUUCUGCCCCCGCGUCCGUCAAUCCUGCGUCCGACGAGGAAUCGGACGUUUCGACGGAGUACUAACCCCGCCUGGUCGUACGGGGGGUCCUUUGGUCUUUUUUGUGUUUUAGUGCUCUGGGGACGUCAGGAGCCGUCCCUUGUGGGGGGGGUUCUGUCACGUACCGGCGCCACCUGAGACAGGACCACGCCCCCCUAUCAGCGGAAUCGCCGCCACCUGCCACAGGCUCAGGGACAGCGCUAUAUCAAUCCCGCCAGCGCAGACCCGAGUGUCCGUCUGUCGCAUGAUAUUACUUCGCUCUCCGGUCCACGGCAAACUGGCGUCCAUGAAGAAUCGAACAUACCGUAGAACAGCUUGUUCUUCCCAGCCUGAUCGCUGAUCCAGCGCCAGCUUCAGUUACUCCCACCUUACCCUCUAUUGCUACGCACUUGGCUGUACUGUCCAAUCCCUUACAUAUACGUAUAUAUGCAAUCUGAUACAUAUUAUGGGAUCGCAGACUGCGGCGAUGCGGUCUCGUGGGACAUUGAGCGCCAAGUGAGGGCAGCCACACGAGAUCACCCCGGCCCCAGCAACUGCCCGGAGGGCCUCCUAUUCAUUCCAGACAACCUAUGGGCAUCCGUCUUGCAAUGGGCGCACGUCUCCCGCCUCGCCUGUCAUCCCGAGGUUACCGGCACAAGGUACGUAGUGUCCCAGCGCUUUUGGUGGCCCACCUGGAGGGAGGACUCAAGCGAUUACGUCCGAGCCUGCUCCGUCUGUAACCGCUAUAAAUCGUCUAAUUGUUCUCUGGCUGGGCUGCUUCAAGACUUGCCAGUGCUCCGGCGUCCCUGGUCUCACCUGUCCAUCGAAUUUGUCACGGGCCUCCUUCCAUCCAAAGGGAACACGGUAGUUCUCACUAUUGUUGAUCGGUUUAGCAAGAUAUUACAUUUAUUCCCCUGCUCUAGCUCCCCUCCGCGAAGCAAACAGCGCUGAUUCUUCUGCGGGAAGUGUUUUGACACCACGGCUUCCUACAGGACAUCGUGUCGGAUCCUUGCUCACAAUUUUCUUCUGCUUUCUGGGCAGAGUUCUGCCGGCUCCUCUGCGCCACGGGCAGCCUUUCCACUGGCUUUCACCCGCAGUCUAAUGGGCAGGCAGAGCGCCUGAACCAGGAGCUGGGCCAGUCUCUCCGGUGCAUGGCCGCGAGAGAUCAGCGCAGGAGCGAAGCACGGUGUGCCCGUCAGCCCUGGCGUAUGUUUGCCGCUGUCAUCGGGCUUGGGUGAGAGCCCGAGCCUCCAUCCUCUGCACAGUCUCAAGCUACGCUUGCCAGGCUAACAAGCGGCGAAUGCCGGCCCCGGCGUAUCUGGCUGGGCAGCGAGUGUGGCUCUCUGCGCGGGACCUGCCAUUGCGAGCGGAAUCCCUCAAACUGGCGCUUCGUUUUUUGGGGCCAUUCCCGCCAUCCGUCUGCGCCUGCCAGGCUCCAUGGAGGUCCACCCCACGUUCCAUGUGUCACGAGUGCCGCCCGUCCAUGACAGCACAUUGGCACCAGUGUCCGCUCGAGGUAGAGCCGGUGUACACCGUCCGAUCCUUGCUCCAGCGCAGACACGGCAUCCAGUACCUUGUGGACUGGGAGGGCUACAAUGACGCGCACCGCUCCUGGGUGCCAAGCCGUUGGCUUCUUGACCCGACACUCAUCACUGAAUUUCACCGCCGACAUCCAGACCAGCCUGCCAAGAAGGCACCCAAGAGGAUCCGAUGGGACCGCGACGUCCGGUCGCGCACGGCGCCUCCCACCAGCAUCUGAGUCAUCCGCUCCUGAAACCCCGGCACCGGCGCCUUCCGCACCGGCUUCUCACAUCGCGGAAUCAGACGGGGCCCUGUUCUUGGGGACGUUGGGAGCCGUUCCUGGGGGGGGUCACGUGCCUGCAACCCCUGCACUCGGCCAUGCCCCCAUAAUCAGUAAAUCACCCACCCCUGUCACUGGCUUGUUAGGCUCCCCACUGUCAAGUGGCAUGGUGGUACAAGAUGGUGUAAAAUUAGGUAUUGAAUUUGGCCCAGGCACAUUGGCUAUCCCAAAACAUGUAGUAGUUCCAAAGUUUCACCAGGAGAUGGUAUUAAAGCUUGACAUAGGGGUGACCUGAUGGAAAUUAACAAAUCUAAUAAAUUAAAUUGUUAGCAAUUGGGAGGACACGACCUGUUCAGACACGUAGCAACGCACAAUUUUGGAAUAUGAGUUUGCGAUGCCAUGAUUUUAAGAUAUAACAGCUUGAGCAAUAGAUAUGUGUUUAAGUUGGAGGAACCCAUUAUUGUGUUAAGUACUAUUAAGUGUUGAGAUUGAUCUUUAUUAGACAAGAUAUAUAUGUGAUUCAUGUUGCAAUGUUUUGUCCAACCUGUAUUUAACAUUGGUGUUCCAUCCAUACCUGAAUGUAUUAAGUUGAGAGGAAACAUUAAGGGCUAAUAGUGAAAGAAAGAACCAGCAAAACAGGAAACAUCUGCAUCCGGUGACGGACUGCUGUCAGGCGCAGUGGUUGCUGCUUGAAGCAAGGUUGCCAAGACAACCAGUGGUGCAGGAAUUCUGACCUUUCACCUACAUAUUACGAUGAGGUAAUGCCAGAAGCCUAUGAAUAUGUUGCCUGGACACAGAGCGGGGGCGCUUCUUCCUAGUCAGGACGAUGGCCGUGACGCUGCCCGGAGUAAAAGAACGAAGAUGGAUUUUUCAUUCUUUUUGAGAUUGAACCAAAGUCUACUAAGAUGAAUUUCCAGAGUCUUUGAAUUGGACUUUGUCAAAUUUUAAUUGUCAAAUUUUAAGCUUCGAGGAAGGCAGAGGAGACAGCCGCUCCGGGCAGAAAGGGGAAGACGCCAAUUCUUUUGGCUAUGCUCCUCACGGCCAGACCUUUCCUCUUUUUUAAACAGAAUUUGGAUUUUGGAACAAAGGAGAGCCGAUCACUCGACUUGGAUUUUAGAAAUAGGAUUUUAGACCUUUAGUCUCCUCUUUUGUUCUGCGUGGGUGAGUCUUGUUUUUUUGUUUUUUUGACUUGUAAUUAUUUUUCUUGCUUAUUCAUUAAAUCUCUU